CUUCCAGAGCAGGCAUGGAGACCAGCAACCAUACUGACAAUAAUUCAUCCCUCUACUGUGACUAUGUUGAAUGGAGUUCAUCAAAGAUCCUCAUUCCUAUAAUUUAUGUGCUGGUUUUCUUACUAGGCACCGCUGGCAAUGGUCUGGUGCUAUGGACCAUAUUCUGGGGAGGCCAGGAGAAACGACGAUCAGCAGAUACAUUCAUUGCCAACCUGGCAGUGGCUGACCUAACCUUUGUGGUUACCUUGCCGCUCUGGGCCUCCUAUGUCAUCCUGGACUACCAUUGGGUCUUUGGCUCCUUUGCCUGCAAACUCAGCAGCUACCUGGUUUUCGUCAACAUGUAUGCCAGUGUCUUCUGCCUCACGGGGCUCAGCUUUGACCGCUACUUGGCCAUUGUCCGGCCCAUUGCUAAUGCCAAACUCAGGUCAAAAGCUAGUGGGCUUUUAGUUACCAUUACUCUCUGGGCCUUGGCUGCUCUUCUGGCCUUGCCAGCCAUGAUAUUCCGGAGCGCAGGAGCACUCAGCGGGGAGAACAAAGUGACCUGCUUCAUGGAUUACUCAGGUGUGGCAUCCAAUGAGACAGAGGCAGCCUGGGAGGCAGGGCUAGGUUUGUCCUCCACCUUAAUGGGCUUCGUGGUGCCGUUUGCCAUUAUGCUGACCUGCUACUUCUUUAUUGCCCGGACCAUUGCUAGCCACUUCCGAAAGGAGCGCUGCGAAGGACUGAGGAAGAGGAAGCGUCUGCUGACAAUUAUCAUUAUCUUGGUGGCCACCUUUGCGGGAUGUUGGCUACCUUAUCAUCUGGUGAAAACCAUCUAUAUGCUGAUGGAUUGGGAAGUGAUGCCCUUGUCUUGCGAGGUCCAUGCCUUCCUUAGCAAUCUUCACCCUUACUGCACUGGCUUGGCCUAUGUUAACAGUUGCCUCAACCCUUUCCUCUAUGCCUUCUUUGACCCCCGCUUCCGACAGGCUUGUGCUGCUGUCCUCUGUAGCUCUUCGGGGCAUUUGGUAGGGGCUGCUGGGGACAAGUCAGCCAGCUAUUCUUCUGGCCAUAGCCAGAACCAUCCAGGAAAAGUUGAGGAGCCACAAAGGGAGAAGCAGAGCCCAGACAGUCAAGAGACUCUGCUCCAAGGAUAA
This is a messenger RNA of Euleptes europaea (tarantolino), 1130 nucleotides long. It is a transcript of the gene APLNR, whose product is annotated as apelin receptor. The coding region runs from base 15 to 1130 and encodes 371 amino acids. Lineage: Eukaryota; Metazoa; Chordata; Lepidosauria; Squamata; Sphaerodactylidae. Gene Ontology annotation, biological process: immune response; G protein-coupled receptor signaling pathway. The record is from RefSeq and is a predicted model, not a curated record. Gene Ontology annotation, cellular component: membrane. The transcript has a single exon. Gene Ontology annotation, molecular function: G protein-coupled receptor activity.